GCGCUGGCCCGGCGCCAGCGGCAUCGGCGCGGGUUGCAUCAGACGAGGCGCUCGCCGCGGCCGCGGAGCCCGCUCGGUGCUGGCAGGACGGCCGCAAGAUGCUGCGGGCAGCCCCACGGCUGCUGCGGACCAUCUGCACCACGGCUGCGGCUUAUCAACGUAAGCUAAAGCUGGCCCUUAUAGGUCAAAGUAUUUUUGGACAAGAAGUUUAUAACAGCCUGAGAAAAGAGGGACAUAAAGUUGUGGGUGUAUUCACCGUGCCUGACAAGAAUGGACAAGUUGAUCCUUUGGCACUGGCAGCGGAGAAGGAUGGCACUCCUGUUUUUAAGUUCCCCAAAUGGAGAGCUAAAGGCAAACCUAUCCAGGAAGUAGUUGCAGCCUACAAAUCAGUUGGAGCAGAGUUAAAUGUCCUUCCAUUCUGUACACAGUUUAUCCCCAUGGAUGUUAUUAACUGCCCAAAACAUGGCUCUAUUAUUUACCAUCCAUCCAUCCUACCACGCCACAGAGGAGCUUCUGCUAUCAACUGGACUUUAAUUCAAGGAGAUAAAAAAGCAGGAUUUACUAUUUUUUGGGCUGAUGAUGGUUUGGACACUGGACCAGUACUUCUGCAGCGAGAAUGUGAUGUUGGCCAAAAUGAUACCGUGGAUGACCUGUAUAACCGGUUUCUCUUCCCAGAAGGAAUAAAGGCUAUGGUGGAAGCUGUAAAUCUAAUUGCUGAUGGUAAGGCCCCUUGUAUACCUCAGCCUAAAGAAGGGGCAACAUAUGAAGGGAUCCAGAAAAAGGAAAAUGCAGAGAUCUCCUGGGACCAACCUGCUGCAGCUUUGCACAAUUGGAUUCGAGGGCAUGAUAAAGUGCCUGGAGCAUGGACAACAAUAAAUGGACAGGUGGUUACUUUUUAUGGGUCAUCAUUAUUUGAUGCUUCAGUGCCUACUGGACAAGAGCUGACAAUAAAAGGUGCUUCAAGACCGGGACUAGUGACAAAGAAUGGUCUAGUUGUUUUUGGAAAUGAUGGGAAGAUGGUACUAGUGAGAAAUCUGCAGUUUGAGGAUGGAAAAAUGAUCCCUGCAUCUAAAUACUUCUCUGCUGAUGAAACAACUGCCCUGGAACUUACAGAAGAGGAGAAAAAGAUGGCAGAAGAUAUCCGAGCAAUUUGGAAGGGAAUUUUAAGCAAUGUUUCUGUGAUUGAGGAUUCCACAGACUUCUUCAAAUCUGGAGCAUCCUCUAUGCAUGUUGUCAGAAUGCUAGAAGAGAUCAAACAGAAGCAUAGUGGACUUCAGCUACAGAAUGAAGAUGUGUAUAUGGCCACUAAGUUUGCAGACUUCAUUCAAAUGGCUGUCAGAAAACUCAGAGGAGAAGACAAAGAAGAAGAGUUAGUCAUUAAUUAUGUUUCCAAAAAUAUGAACAACAUGACUGUGAAUAUGCCAUACCAAUGUUUCAUAAAUGGGCAAUUUAUAGAUGCUGAUGAUGGAAAAACGUUUGACACCGUAAAUCCAGCAGAUGGAUCAGUAAUAGCCAGUGUAUCUUCUGCCUCACUGGCUGAUGUUGACAAGGCAGUGGCAGCAGCAAAGGAGGCAUUUGAACAUGGUGAAUGGGGAAAGAUGAAUGCAAGGGAAAGAGGGCGACUCAUGUACAGACUUGCAGACCUGAUGGAAGAACAUCAAGAAGAGUUAGCAACAAUAGAGUCUAUUGACUCAGGAGCUGUCUACACUUUAGCUCUGAAGACUCAUAUUGGAAUGUCUGUGCAAACAUUCAGAUACUUUGCUGGAUGGUGUGACAAAAUUCAGGGUGCUACAAUUCCAAUUAACCAGGCCCGGCCAAACCAUAAUCUAACAUUCACCAAGAAAGAGCCAAUUGGUGUCUGUGCAAUAAUUAUUCCCUGGAAUUACCCACUGAUGAUGCUUGCAUGGAAGAGCGCAGCUUGCUUGGCUGCAGGCAACACCCUUGUACUCAAACCAGCUCAGGUCACACCUCUGACUUCCUUGAAGUUUGCAGAACUCUCAGCUAAAGCUGGAUUUCCUAAGGGUGUUAUAAAUAUUCUGCCUGGUUCAGGUGGCUUGGUGGGACAGCACCUCUCUGAGCACCCAGAUGUUCGCAAAGUUGGAUUCACUGGUUCAACACCAACUGGCAAACAGAUCAUGAAGAGUGCAGCUGCUAACCUGAAGAAAGUUUCUCUUGAACUUGGUGGCAAAUCACCAUUGAUCAUAUUCAGUGACUGUGAACUUGACAGAGCCGUAAAAAUGGGUAUGGGAGCAGUAUAUUUCAACAAAGGAGAAAAUUGCAUUGCAGCUGGCAGGCUGUUUGUGGAAGAAUCAAUUCAUGAUGAGUUUGUUAGAAAAGUGGUUGAAGAAAUAAAAAAGAUGAAAAUUGGUGACCCACUUGACAGAUCUACAGAUCAUGGUCCACAAAAUCACAAGGCACAUUUGGAAAAGCUGCUGCAAUACUGUGAAACUGGAGUAAAAGAGGGAGCAACUCUGGUGUAUGGAGGAAGACAAGUAUGUAGACCAGGUUUCUUCAUGGAACCCACUGUAUUCACAGAUGUUGAAGACCAUAUGUAUAUUGCCCAGGAAGAAUCCUUUGGUCCUGUGAUGGUCAUCUCUAAAUUUAAAAAUGGGGAUGUGGAUGGAGUAUUGCAACGGGCAAAUGCCACAGAAUAUGGCUUAGCUUCAGGAGUUUUCACAAAAGACAUAAACAAAGCUCUCUACAUCAGUGAAAAGCUAGAAGCUGGGACAGUUUUUAUUAACACAUACAACAAAACAGAUGUGGCAGCACCAUUUGGUGGAUUUAAGCUGUCUGGCUUUGGGAAAGAUUUAGGUGAAGAAGCUCUUCAUGAAUAUCUCAGAACCAAAGCCAUCACUGUGGAGUAUUAA
Cinclus cinclus is the source of this 2867-nucleotide messenger RNA. RefSeq names its product aldehyde dehydrogenase 1 family member L2 (gene ALDH1L2). The record is from RefSeq and is a predicted model, not a curated record. Gene Ontology annotation, biological process: biosynthetic process; one-carbon metabolic process; 10-formyltetrahydrofolate catabolic process. Lineage: Eukaryota; Metazoa; Chordata; Aves; Passeriformes; Cinclidae. Gene Ontology annotation, molecular function: aldehyde dehydrogenase (NAD+) activity; formyltetrahydrofolate dehydrogenase activity. Bases 99 to 2867 code for a protein of 922 amino acids. Gene Ontology annotation, cellular component: cytoplasm. The transcript is spliced from 23 exons.